Molecule: messenger RNA, 2216 nt
Organism: Populus nigra (black poplar)
Lineage: Eukaryota; Viridiplantae; Streptophyta; Magnoliopsida; Malpighiales; Salicaceae
Product: signal recognition particle subunit SRP54, chloroplastic-like
Exons: 15
Coding region: 95-1825 (576 amino acids)
Biological process (GO): SRP-dependent cotranslational protein targeting to membrane
Cellular component (GO): signal recognition particle
Molecular function (GO): GTP binding; ATP hydrolysis activity; GTPase activity
Source: RefSeq, a predicted model, not a curated record
AACCAACCAAACAGAUAAAGAAGGAGAUAGAACAUACAGAUUUUCAACUGAUAAAAAAUUUGUCAGGGAGCUUGUUACCUUUAGCCUUUAGGCAAUGGAGGCUGUACAGUUCUCGACCGUUGCCUCCCGCCAUUUCUCUACACCCUCUUUUGCGAGAAACAACAAGAGUUUCUCUUACUAUUCAAGUUGUUCAAGAAAUUCAGCUAGAUCUUCUUGUUCUUCGUGGACUGGCUCAAGCAAUAAUGUCACUUCGCUUUCUUCAAGAAAUUCUUUCACUAGAGAGAUAUGGAGGUGGGUGAAUUGUAAGAGUGUUGUUACUUUGGGAAGAGAAAUGGGGGGUGGCGUGAUCAAAGCAGAGAUGUUUGGUCAGUUAACUAGUGGCCUUGAAUCCGCUUGGAACAAGCUCAAAGGAGAAGAGGUUUUGACUAAGGAGAAUAUUGCGGAGCCAAUGAGGGAUAUAAGAAGAGCUCUACUGGAAGCAGAUGUAAGCCUUCCUGUGGUUCGAAGGUUUGUGCAAUCAGUCGGUGACCAAGCUGUUGGUGUUGGCCUCAUAAGAGGAGUGAAACCUGAUCAGCAAUUUGUCAAGAUUGUGCGUGAUGAGCUUGUGAAAUUGAUGGGUGGAGAGGUAUCUGAAUUGGUCUUUGCAAAAUCUGGUCCCACUGUAAUAUUACUGGCCGGCCUACAAGGUGUUGGGAAGACAACUAUUUGUGCAAAGUUAGCUAAUUAUCUUAAGAAACAGGGGAAGUCUUGCAUGCUUGUUGCAGGAGAUGUGUACAGACCUGCUGCCAUUGAUCAACUUGUUAUUUUGGGUGAACAGGUAGGCGUGUCUGUUUAUACUGAAGGAACCGAUGUUAAACCUCCAGAAAUAGCUAGGAAAGGUUUAGCGGAAGCCAAAAAGAAGAACAUAGACGUGGUCAUAGUAGACACUGCAGGAAGGCUUCAGAUAGACAAAGCGAUGAUGGAUGAGCUGAAAGAUGUUAAAAGGGUAUUGAAUCCAACGGAAGUUUUGCUUGUUGUGGAUGCAAUGACUGGGCAAGAAGCUGCGGCCUUGGUAACAACGUUCAAUCUGGAAAUUGGAAUUACGGGUGCCAUUUUGACCAAACUAGAUGGGGAUUCUAGAGGUGGUGCAGCUCUGAGUGUUAAAGAGAUAUCAGGAAAGCCAAUCAAGCUUGUAGGACGCGGAGAGCGAAUGGAGGAUCUUGAACCUUUCUACCCAGAUCGAAUGGCUGGACGCAUCUUAGGAAUGGGAGAUGUUCUGUCCUUUGUUGAGAAGGCUCAAGAAGUUAUGCAACAAGAAGAUGCUGAAGAUUUGCAGAAGAAGAUUAUGAGUGCCAAUUUUGACUUCAAUGAUUUCCUAAAGCAAACUCGUGCUGUUGCUAAGAUGGGUUCCAUGACUCGUGUCCUAGGGAUGAUCCCAGGAAUGGCAAAGGUUACUCCUGCACAAAUUCGAGAAGCCGAGAAGAGUUUAAAGAUAAUGGAAGGAAUGAUUGAAGCGAUGACUCCUGAGGAGAGAGAGAAACCAGAAUUGUUAGCAGAAUCUCCUCAAAGGAGGAAAAGAAUUGCUCAGGCUUCUGGAAAAACAGAGCAGCAGGUGAGCCAACUGGUUGCUCAACUCUUUCAAAUGCGUGUUCGUAUGAAGAACCUAAUGGGUGCAAUGGAUGGCGGAUCUAUUCCUUCUCUGAGCAAUCUUGAGGAUGCACUAAAAACCGAACAGAAGGCUUCUCCUGGUGCUGCAAGGAGGAGGAGAAAAUCUGAAUCAAGGAGGCGAUUUGUUGACUCGGUAUCAUCAAGGCCAAGUCCUCGUGGUUUUGGAUCAAGUAAUUAGGAGCUUAAGCUGGCAGGCGCUGCAAGAAUGACUUAAAGCAAACGAAUCAUAGCCCCAGUCCUUUUACGAGUUCUCACAUAUCUCCACUUAUCAUGAAGGUAGAGUUCAAAGCUCGCUGAGAUUAAGGGACUUGAUAGUUAAUGACAAUUCUCUUCAUGAAUACAAAAUUUUUAAGACUAAUGUUUUCAACCGUCCUCGUGGCGAAGAACCAUGCAUUAAUGCCUGUAAGUAACUUGUUUAAGAAUUCAGAUGUGAAUGUAUUAACGGGGAACAAAGGCUGAGACGAAAUCAUGUUAUUCUGGUAAUAUUUUUAGUACACAAACUGUUGUGCAAUCUGUAAUGACAAGUGUUCAUCGCUUAUGUUCUACCCAGUAGCGGGGCUUUUUUCUUC